Messenger RNA from Drosophila elegans, 2413 nucleotides. RefSeq lists its product as uncharacterized. The transcript is spliced from 3 exons. The record is from RefSeq and is a predicted model, not a curated record. The coding region runs from base 49 to 2355 and encodes 768 amino acids. NCBI's taxonomy places the organism in Eukaryota, Metazoa, Arthropoda, Insecta, Diptera, Drosophilidae.
UUCACCCAUUCCCUACGCAGCUACACCCAAGAAGAGACUCGACCAGAAAUGGGUAAGCACAAGCUGAGCUCUGGCAGCGUAUCCUCAAAAGAUCCGGCUGAAUCCAUCUCAAGUAAAGAUCGCAGAAAUAUAGUCUCAAAAGACAAAUUUGAAGAGGACCAACCCAGAAAGUUCUGUAGACGUAAAUGUUUUGUAGAGAGUUCCGGACAUGUUGAAUACCGCAAUGGCAGAAAUGCUAAAGAAAAAGUUUUUAAAACAAACUUCAAUCAAAAGGAACAAAGUUAUCAGUCAAAUGCCGAAGACUUUUCGGAUGAAAAGGUCGAAGAUGCAGCCCAAGAUAUAGAACCCUUAUCUAGUGAAGGGAUGCCCUCUGGCUCCACUGACUGUUCUAAAAGCUUUAGCCAAAUCUAUAGCGAAAUCUUCGAAGAGUCCAAGGAACGACAAGAAAAAGCAGAGCGGGCAUGUCGGGCCUACAACAUAAACAAAUCUAAACUGCGUAGGACCCGUGAAGUAUGUGAGUCUGGUGGUCCGGGAAGUGGAAGUGGAAACUAUGAUAGCAGCUGGGAAUCGGAGUACUCUAGCAAGUUGCCAAAGAGUUCCCGGGAAUAUGACAAUCUAUCGGUACAAGGACAGCUCCAGAGCAUAAAUGGCAGUCGGGAGAAAGAUUCCCUGAGGGAACCUCUUAACCAUGAGAAAAAAAUAGACAAAAAUAUUAGAUUAAAACGUUCCAAAAUACCUGUAAAUAAGCCAGAGCAUAAAGAAAUGUGCAGUUCGCACAGAAACCAAGAAUCGAAGAAACUCUGUUCUCAUCGACCGGAAAGUAGGUGUUCUGAUGAUAGAUCUUACGUGUGCAAGCACGAGUCUUCAGGGUUUAGCUUUAGCUCGGUAUGCUCCAGAUCAAGAAAAUACCAUUCUGAGGACUACAGCGCAAGGGUGACUGAUGGCUCCGAUUACCCAGCCGACGGCAGAGGUGACUCAAGCACUGGCAUUCCCACUACUGCGACAUCGCAAUUCCGCUCACAAAGAGAUUAUCUUUCGAGCGGCAGCACACGCCAUCGUCAUCAUCAUCAUUAUCGUCGCCAGAGAAGUGUGCCCAAGACGUAUCAAGAUCGUGGAAAUAGUCCCAUUAACAUCAAGACAAGGCGAAAAACGCACGACUACCAUGAACUUUGCAGCGAAAUUGGCACCGAAAAUGCGAGGAAGGGUUUGCUUGGCCGAUCAAGUGCCUCGGUUGGUGUCCAAUACCCCAGUGAAGAUGAAAUCGAGGAUUGCUCUACUGGUAGGACUAGUAGUUAUCCAAAUUCGGAGCAAUGUCUUCCAAUCGAGUUUGAAAGUCAUGAAGAUUGCUUGUUGAGCACUGAAGAAAUAAAAGUAAUGAGCACCAUUAAUAGUGGAAAAAAAACUUUUCAGGAUAUUGAGAUCAGCAAUAUAGAUCAUCGUAGUAUGACCACUGAAGAGGAAGAUCGACUACAAAGCGAUCUAGAUAUGUACGAUGAUGAGCCAACUGAUACGGUGGAUCUCGAGAUAUCCGAUAAAGGUGAAGCAUAUAAUGAUGAAUAUAGCCAGGACACCGAGAUAAACGAUGAAAAGGAAGACUUUUCUGAUGAAUAUGAUCAAUUUGCCCAAAAACCAGACGACGACGAGGAAUAUAUUCAAAGUGAUCAAGAACUGAGCCAUGAUUAUGAACAAGAUAUAUCCUUAGGUCAACAUGAAAUCUGCGAUAAAGAGUCAGAGCAGUCCAAGAAAAGAGCUGAAGUUAAGCCCAAAAGCCCACUGAGUCUUAAGAUAUACAAUGCUGAUGAGGCCCUGAUGGAAAUUCCCGAGGAUUUUGAGGGCUCUGCGGUUGUUCUGGACGACAAUGCUGACUUCCUGGACAUCACGUUGACCGAUGAUGAGGAGCAGAUCCGGGCCAAGUUGAUGGCCGCAGCGCUGACCACCAGAAGGAGUGGCUGCUCCAUCAGCGCUUCCAGCGGUGUUAAGUCCCGUCGCUCCACUGAGUCCAGGUCCAGCAUCCUUAGCUACAAGCCCAGUGUGAUCUUCACUCGCCGAUCGGAGGUGAUUGAGGAUGAAAAUGUUCCCAGGCGGAACAAUCGAGUUGCGCUCCUGGCCGAGCAAGUUCUGCGGUGCGUUUCCAAGUCCCACACAGAUGAGCCCGAAUGGCAACCCUUGAUGGAACAGGUCACCGACCCAGAGCUUAAUAAGCAACCAUUGGCGGAGAGGGAGGUGUCCAAAAGGUUCACCAGAGACCUGACAGACAGUGGAACGCCACUUUGUGUGGAUCGCCAGUUGCUUUCGAAGGAAUUCAAUAAAAAGCUGCAGCGCCAGCUAAAAUCAAUUGUGGAGAGUUUCCAAUGAAUUUUUUGAGUGCAUAUAUAUUUUGUAUUUAUAAUUACGUGACAUUGAAUAUAACUCA